This is a messenger RNA of Ceratosolen solmsi marchali, 1152 nucleotides long. RefSeq names its product UPF0160 protein MYG1, mitochondrial. The transcript is spliced from 6 exons. Lineage: Eukaryota; Metazoa; Arthropoda; Insecta; Hymenoptera; Agaonidae. The record is from RefSeq and is a predicted model, not a curated record. The coding region runs from base 45 to 1127 and encodes 360 amino acids. Gene Ontology annotation, cellular component: cytoplasm; nucleus.
UGUUCUAACAUCCAUAACAAUAUAAUUUUAUAGAAUAUUGUCAAAUGUUAAGCGAGUGGUUUAUGACCAGAUAUUUCAUCAAAUUCGUUUAUAAUAAAAGUUUUCAGUUUAAUAAAUUAAAUUAUAGAAAAUUUUCGACAUUAUCUAUGAAAAUGAGUUCAGUUAAAAUUGGAACACACAAUGGAAUAUUUCAUUGCGAUGAAGUACUUGCUUGUUGUAUGCUUAAAAUUCUUCCUGAGUAUAAGGAUGCCGAGAUUGUGCGGACUCGAGAGUUAUCAAUAUUAGAAACCUGCGAUGUAGUUGUUGAUGUUGGUGAUAUAUAUGAUCCCAAAAUUCACAGAUAUGAUCACCAUAUGAAAACAUUUAGUGAAACGAUUAGUACUGUAUUAAAAAAUCCAAAUUAUAAUUCAACUAUAAAACUUAGUAGUGCUGGUUUGAUCUAUUGUCAUUUUGGACACAGAAUAAUUAAACAAUUAUUUCCUGAGAUAACUGAAGAGGAUACCGAAGCAGUUUUUACAAAAGUAUAUGAUAAUUUAAUCACAGAAAUUGAUGCUUUAGAUAAUGGAGUAUCAAUGACUGUUGAUGAACCAGUUUACCGAAUAGUCACAGAUUUAUCAUCCAGGGUUGGAAAACUAAAUCCUCCAUGGAAUAGUAAUUUGAAUCAAACUACACAAUUUACUGAAGCACUAAAUCUAGUUCGAGAAGAAUUUUUAUCUUUUGUUAAUGAUUGUGUACAUAUUUGGUUACCAUGUAAAGUGAUAGUCGAAGCAGCUAUUCAAAACCGCUUUCAGGUUGAUUCAAGUGGUGAAAUAAUUAAGUUGAGUCAAGCAUGUCCAUGGAAGGAACAUUUUUUUGCCAUUGAAAAACAUCUUAAUCUCGAACCGAUUAUAAAGUUUGUCAUUUUUUAUAACAAUAAUUACAUGGUGCAAGCAGUACCUGUGAAGCCUGGUAGUUUUGUAUUGAGAAAAACUUUGCCUGCAAAGUGGGGGGGUCUAAGGAAUGAAAAACUAGUUGAAGUAUCUGGCAUUAAAGAGUGCGUAUUUGUUCAUGUCAAUCUUUUUACUGGAGGAAAUAAAACUGAAGAAGGAGCAAUGCAAAUGGCACGUGAAGGUUUAAAAAUAGAAUAAAAAUAUUGUAAUAUUUCACUACAAA